AAGGUCAAAGGUUACAGACCGCGCCAAAUUUCAAAGAGGCAAAGGGAAGACACAAAAAUUAGUGUUUCAGGAAAAGAUGAGAAAUGGGAGAGAAGUGGAAAGUCCCAGCCAGGAAGGUCUUUAUCUCCCAGCUAGCAGGAGGAACACAACUUCCACCUGCUACAGGUAGUAGUGUCGGGGCUGCAGGGACAACUUUGUGGCGUGUGCAGCUGAAUCCAGUAUCCACAAAAACAUGGGACGUCAACUUGGUCUGGGUACAAGGUACUGUGGUGGACUGUGAUGUUGCUGGAGACUGGCUCACUGUGGAUGAUGGACAAGGAACUGCCCAAGUUGAGCAGAUUAAAAACAUCCCCAAGGCUAAAAACAAAUUUGAUAAAGGUAUGUACCUGAUGGUGGUGGGAUAUGUUCUACAGUGUGGCUCCAGACCUGUCCUAAAGGCUGUCAAAGUUCAGGAUCUCAGUGAUCAGGUCAACCACAAGGUCAUGUGGAACCUGGAGGUCACAGACCUGCAGAAGUGCUGAGGACUUGAGCACUUGUGCAUUAUUUUCUAAAGAUGCCAGGCAACUUGACAAACUGAAAUGAGGCCUUCUGCAAUGAGACCUACAUAUAUGUAGGUUCCUUUAGGGCCAAGUGUAUAUAUAAUGUUACUUGUACGCUUGUACACAUGAAUUCUUGACAUGUUUUUUUUUAUUUAAUGAAAUUCAUUGUACGAUAAAAGGAUUAACAUUGGUACGCUGUAUUGGUGUUUUUUUAACACAUCUGUAAUAUAUAAGUUAGUGUCAUAACAUACUGGGUAUUUUAUAUGUGAUACAGACCUACAGCUGUUAAUUACAAAUGUCAAUGUUGACAGAAGAACAUUACUAGUGAAAUUAUUGUCUUUCCAUGUA
Molecule: messenger RNA, 887 nt
Organism: Branchiostoma belcheri (Belcher's lancelet)
Lineage: Eukaryota; Metazoa; Chordata; Leptocardii; Amphioxiformes; Branchiostomatidae
Product: recQ-mediated genome instability protein 2-like
Exons: 4
Coding region: 84-521 (145 amino acids)
Biological process (GO): regulation of sister chromatid segregation; maintenance of rDNA; DNA repair
Cellular component (GO): nuclear speck; cytosol
Source: RefSeq, a predicted model, not a curated record